Messenger RNA from Aspergillus alliaceus, 2547 nucleotides. Its product is annotated as major facilitator superfamily domain-containing protein. Gene Ontology annotation, biological process: amine transport; transmembrane transport. NCBI's taxonomy places the organism in Eukaryota, Fungi, Ascomycota, Eurotiomycetes, Eurotiales, Aspergillaceae. The record is from RefSeq and is a predicted model, not a curated record. The transcript is spliced from 8 exons. The coding region runs from base 1 to 2547 and encodes 848 amino acids. Gene Ontology annotation, molecular function: amine transmembrane transporter activity.
AUGGCGGCGAACGAAUCAUCUUCAAUAGCACAAAAUGAUCGAGUAUCAACCCUUCCAGUGGCUUCGAAGGACUCGCCUUUAGCUACAGUGACGCAGACGCCUUCAUACUCAGCCUUUUCUCGCCCAAAGAGAGUGCUUAUUCUCGCCGUGGUAACAUUGGCUGGCUUUUUAGGUCCAUUGGCAGGAAACAUUUAUCUUCCUGCUUUACCUGUCCUCGAACACGAGUUCCACGUAACUGCUGCAGCCAUCAAUGCGACCGUCUCGGUAUUUAUGGCGGUCUUCGGCUUCGGGCCUCUCUUCUGGUCCAGCUAUGCGGAUUGGAAAGGGAGGAGACCGUUGUACUUAAUUUCCCUAGUGGUUUAUAUUGUCGCAAAUGUCCUGAUGGCCGCCCUUCCCGCCAACUUCGGUGCUCUGAUCUUUUUGCGUAUUGUCCAGGCAUUUGGUUCGUCGGCCGUGGUGUCGAUGGGCGCCGGCACAGUGGCUGAUAUCACAGAGCCGAAGCGGCGGGCCAGAGCGAUGUCAUACUUCAUGCUAGGCCCUCAGUGCGGUCCAAUCUUAGGCCCCAUCUUGGGAGGUGCAAUUGCCGGGCACACAAGCUGGAGAUGGAUCUUUGCUUUUUUGGCAAUUCUUGCGGCUGUCCUCUGGCUCGUCAUGCUGCUAUUCCAGCCAGAGACUCUCCGUGCCAGAGUCGGCAACGGAAAGCUGUAUAGCGACGAAGGCUGGAUAUUGUGGCCGCCCAGUCCAUUUUCCUGUCUUGCCCCAGAGCCCGAGCGCGGUCCCCCUCCCCCGAAGCCUACCCUAAAAGGCUACUGGCGCCUUUUCACGUAUCCUCCGAUUGGCAUUGUCUCGGUCAACACAGCCAUUCUCUAUUCGUCGUAUUUCGGAAUUGCGGUCCAGCUUCCUACAGCACUGGAAGAGGUAUAUCACUGGAGCUCUACUCAAGUAGGAGGCGGAUAUGUCGCCGUUGGCAUCGCGAUGGUUGUAGGCUCUAUCGCAGGUGGUCGGCUAUCUGACUGGCGUCGAGCCCGCAUGGUCAAGCGGCUUGGGGAAGAUAACGUGGCACCUGAAGACAGACUCCGGGACCAGAUUGGAGGUAUCUUGUUCUGUGUUGGUGGCUUAGCUAUGUUCGGCUGGUUUGUCGACCGGGCAGUCCACCCGGCAGCAGUGUUGGUGUCGACAUUUCUUGUGCUAACCGACGAUAGAGAGAGUAGCUCCGACUUGGGCACAGAAGAUGAGAGGAGAAAAGCUCUGCUUCGAUCGUUCACACCCGAGGAUGACAAAAGCAUUCGCCGAAAGAUUGACAGGCGGUUUUUGUUUCUGAUAGGCAUGAUGUACAUUAUCAAAACUUCGCGGAUCAUGCUGACAUGGGGCAUCGUCCUGGCCUGUCAUGCAGCAGCAAAAAACAAGGAAACACUGUGGGCAUUGCGCUUCCUUCUCGGAAUGUGCGAGGCAGGAAUGUUUCCGGGUAUCGCUGCUCAACUAUGUGGCUGGUACCGCAGCGAUGAAAUGGGCAAGCCGAUCAUGUGGAUGUUCGGCUUCCAGAAUACCUCUGGCAUUGUAGGCUCUUUAUUAGCGUACGCUAUAUCAUACAUGAAUGGGCUAUGUGGGAUGAGUGCAUGGCGCUGGAUCUAUUUACUAGAAGGCCUAUUCACCAUCCUCUUCUCUGGGGUCAUAUAUCUAGUCCUUCCAGAUUGGCCCAAGUCACCCCGUACCAGAAAGUGGCUCACAGAGCGCGAACAAGAGUAUGUAGAAGCCCGACUAUCCGAGAAUGCACCUAAAACACAAGACUCGAACUUCUCCAAAGAAGAGGUGAUCGCAUCACUCAAGGAUCCACGAACCUACGCCUUCAUGUUAUCCCAAGUUCUUGUCAACUUCUCCGGAUACGCGCUUACAUGGGAACUUCCAACAAUCACCACCAGCCUGGGAUUCGCCGGGCUUCCACGGAACCAGUUGCUUAACAUCCCCCCGUCCGCGGCAGCCGUUUUGGCGAUUAUCUUCUCGGGCUGGUUCCUUAAGAAAGCCUAUCUGACUCGUCCUGCAUACACAAUGUUCUGUAUUAUGGGGCCAAUGCUGUUGUUUUUUAUUUUGCUCACGGUUUUGAAAUCCCGUGUCGGGAUCUAUAUUUCCUGUGUGCUGGGUAACAUGUUUUAUGCGGUAUAUUUCAUUCCGUUUUGGGCAUGGCGAACAUCUUCCUUGAAAGGUACCACCGGUGCCGCAUUCACUCUAGCCUUCCAGUCGUGCGUCGGCCAAAUUGGCGGCGUUAUCGGUCCACAGCUGUUUCAGUCCAGAUUUGCAUACAAUGGGUACAAGACACCAUUUGCUAUCUGCGCUGGAGUAGUUGGCGCGGCAUGUCUUGCGAACUUAUGGACAUGGUGGUUGACCAGGAAUGUUGAAUGGGAUGUCCGUAGGAUUCGUCGGUUGAGAAUUAAGGAGGAGAAACAGGGGAGGAUAUACGCCGACGACGAUGUAAGAGUCUAUCAAGAACGACUGUUUUACGAGGGAGUUACCAAGAAAGGAUCUGAGCCAAAUGCGACUAGAGGUGUAUAA